Molecule: messenger RNA, 814 nt
Organism: Apaloderma vittatum (bar-tailed trogon)
Lineage: Eukaryota; Metazoa; Chordata; Aves; Trogoniformes; Trogonidae
Gene: TECRL
Product: trans-2,3-enoyl-CoA reductase-like
Exons: 8
Biological process (GO): very long-chain fatty acid biosynthetic process
Molecular function (GO): oxidoreductase activity
Source: RefSeq, a predicted model, not a curated record
UCCCCUGUUGAUAUGACGAUCGCCGCUGCUGGGUCACACCAUGCACAGGAGCCAGACACCCAGCACUCCAGAACACCAGAGGGAUCUUGCAGCCCAUGAAGGAGCUCCGUCCAUGUCCCACAAUGACACGCGCCCUCUUUUCAACUUCUCACAGCUUGGGCUCUCUGCUGGCCAUCCUAAACCAGCCCCAGCGCUCAAACAUUCAAAAAUCACUUACUUUGAAGUGGAAAUUCUCGAUGUGCAAAGCAAGAAGCAGAUCUGCAUCGUGGACAAGGUAUCUCCAUCAUCUACCCUUCUUGAUGUGAAACACAAAUUUCACAAAGCAUGCCCCCAGUGGUAUCCUUCCCGUGUUGGCCUGCAACUAGAGCGCAAUGGGCCCUAUUUGAAGGAUUCUAUUAACAUUCAAAGCCUUGCCGUUUCCUCCAUCAUUACUCUGUAUUUUACAGACCUGGGUCAGCAGGUCGGUUGGACCACGUUUUUUGUAACAGAAUACACCGGGCCUCUUCUAAUAUAUCUGCUCUUUUACAUUCGCCUCUCAACUAUUUACGAUCGAGUGGAAAGUAGGAAGAACUUCCGCCAUCCAGUGGUUCACUUGGCCUGCUUCUGCCAUUGUUUACACUAUAUCAGACAUCUUCUGGAGACAUUAUUUGUUCACAAGUUUUCGGGAGGGCACACUCCUCUGAAAAAUAUGAUAAAGGGCUGUGCCUUUUACUGGGGAUUCACGUCCUGGAUUGCAUACUACAUCAACCAUCCACGAUAUACACCACCAUCAUUCGGCCACAGACAAGUCUCUUUUGCUGCUCUUGCUUUUCUG